AUGUUACAAGUUUCAACUCCACCCGUUAUCAUGUCUGGAUCUCCUACACGUUCCGUUUUAACAUCUGCCACAGAUAGUCCAAUGACCCCAAAAAGAUUAUCUCAAGGUAAACUUGCGCCAAGUCAUAACAUUUUCAUGGUAAGUAUUGAUGGAUCACCAAAAGUGAAUAAGAAUAACAGCAGUAAAGCUGCUGCUUCACCAUCGAUAGGAAUCUCUUCUUCGUCUUCCAAGGUGAUCGAAUCAUUACAUGACCAAAUUGAUACAUUGACCAACACUAAUCUACAAUUAACCAUCCAAUCUCAUAGUCUGCUGGAAAAAUUGGAUGCUGCUCAACAGAAGGAAUCUCAAUUCCAUGAAAAUAUUACAUCUUUAAGACAUGAAAAUGAGAAUCUUAAUUCGAUGUUGAGUAGAAAAACAAGGAAAUUAAAAGAUACUGAAGAUGAAUUAAAUGAAUUAAAACAAAAAUUCGAUCAAAUGUUAAAAGAAAAUACUUCAUUGAAAUCUAAUGUUGAGCAAUCCACUCUUAAAGAAACACAAUUACAAGAACAGUCUGAAUUGUACAAGGCUCAAUACGAUGCAAUUGUUGAAUCUCAACAAUAUUAUAGAAAUCAUUAUAAUUCCGAAGUUACUGAAUUGAAACAACAAAUUGAAGAAUUAAAGAAGAGUCAAAUCAACCAAUUACAAAAAAUUAAAGAACAUCAUUUAAGUAUUGAUGACAAAAUGGAUCAUUUCCAUAAGAAAUAUAAAGAUAUGAAGGAAUUGGAAGAUAGUCGUUAUGCAUUUUUGGAUGUGAAAUGUCAAGAGGCUAUUUCUGAAUUAGAUUUGCCAAGUUGGGUAAGAUUAUACAAAGAAUCCAAGAAUCAAUUAUUUGAUUAUUCUGACAAGAUGCAACUGAACAUAAGUGAUAAGUAUAAAGAUCUUGCCAGAGAUGAAGCAUUGGUUGCGUUGGAAGGCAAAACAAAUACUCAAUUAAAUUCAAUAAUCAAUGAAAAUAGCAAUAAUAGCAUUAGUAAUAAUAAUAGCGUCCCAUUACGAAUGAGUAAACGAAGUUCGUACAUAAACACACAGCAGCAGCAACAGCAGCAGCAAAUGCCAUAUCAUAGCUAUAAUAAUGUAAAUAGUAGUACAUCUAGUAAUUUGACGCCCACCACAUCUAAUUCAAAUAACAACGGAUCCAUCAAGAGAAAAAGUUUCUACGGUGGUACAAUGCCUGUUUCCAAUACUCAAAGUACUGGCUCUCAGGGAACACUGCCAGGCGUUAAGAGAUCUGGAUCUGUCAGAAAAGCAAGUGUCAACAGAAGAUCUUUAUCUGCUGGUGAUGGGCCAUUAAGUCAACAGAACCAACAGAGAAUUCCAUCUCAAAAUUUCAACUCAAGUAUGAAUCCUAAUGUUAAUGGUAACGGUCCAUACAUGAGAAACCAAUCCCAACCUAUUAGUGACAAAUAA
Messenger RNA from Henningerozyma blattae CBS 6284, 1446 nucleotides. RefSeq names its product She3p (gene SHE3). The transcript has a single exon. Gene Ontology annotation, biological process: endoplasmic reticulum inheritance; mRNA transport. Lineage: Eukaryota; Fungi; Ascomycota; Saccharomycetes; Saccharomycetales; Saccharomycetaceae. The record is from RefSeq and is a predicted model, not a curated record. The coding region runs from base 1 to 1446 and encodes 481 amino acids.